Messenger RNA from Tilletiopsis washingtonensis, 1995 nucleotides. RefSeq lists its product as hypothetical. The record is from RefSeq and is a predicted model, not a curated record. The transcript has a single exon. NCBI's taxonomy places the organism in Eukaryota, Fungi, Basidiomycota, Exobasidiomycetes, Entylomatales. The coding region runs from base 50 to 1861 and encodes 603 amino acids.
CACCCUCCUCUCCCUCCCACCUCUCUCUCUCUCGCGCGUGUGUCCGACGAUGAGCCAGCAGCUUCUGCGUGCUCGGGCCCUGCGCUCCGUCGCAUCAACCAGUGCGCCGCGCCCGGCGCUCGCUGUGCCGCGGGCAGCUGCGCAGUGUCUCUCCUUCAGCACUGCCGCCGCUCCGCAGCCGAUCCCUCGCUGCUCGCUGGCCCACACUCGCUUUGCACGCACUGGCGUGCCAGCGCCCCUUCUGCGCGCCACCUUCUCCACCUCGCAGCUACGGCGCUACGCAAACCAAGAGGGCGUCUCGCCGUCGGUGGUUUCGGCCUUCACCACGCCCUUCUCUCAAUUUCUCCAGAUCCUCUCUCGCAUCUCCCGCAUCCUCCUCUUCGCCGCACUCGGCAUCGCCAGCGUCGGUGGUGCAGCGUACGAAGCGACGCAUCAGUAUGUCGAGCAUCGCGCCAUGCCUCGCUGUGCCGUGCCUGCCACGGGCGACGACGCCAGUGGCUGGACCGCUGAGAUGCGCGAUGAGUCGUGGGGCCCGACCGCGGGCACCGACCCGCGUCUCGGCUUCAGUGGCCGACAUGCUCUGCGAGCUGCGUGGAUCGCGCUGAACUGGGGAGGCGGCAUCGCACCCGAGCUCUUCUUUGGCGGCUCGCGUGCGCCAGGACAGCUGGGCACCGCGGCAGGAGACGCGCUUUCACUCGAGGGCAUGCCUUCGUCGGACGGACUGCUCAUGUGCGAAGGCACACUCCAAGCCGCACUCGACGCGGCGGAGAAGCGCGGCAUUCGGCUGCCCGACAUCGCUGCUCAACGAGCACUAGCCGCGCCCGGCUCGCAACUGCCGUCUGCAGCCAUCGAUGAGACAGCCUUGGCGCUCGAGACGCGCCUCGCGAGCGUGCGGGAACGCAUCGGCACGCCCACUGCGCUCGCGGGUGCGCUUGCGGGCUACACGCGCAUCUAUGACGCACUCGCAUCGCAGUCAUCGGCAUCGCAGGAGCAGAAGGCUCGUCUCGUCCGUCUGGCGGGUCGGCUUGGCAGCGUGAGCGCGGCGCUGGGACAGCGGGCAGAGGCGGAACGAUGGCUGCUUAGCAGCCUGCAUCUCGCCGGUGCGCCUGCGUUGCUGGCCGACACGGAGGAUGCGCAGGCUGCGUCGAACGUGCAAGGCGCGCUCAAGAUCGACGCUCCCCGUGCCUCAAGCGUGCCUUCAGCAUCAACAUCAGCAGCCGCACCAACAGAAGCCUCGCCGGCUCUGACGCGCGCACUCGUCGCAUCACUCAUCUCUCUCUCAGCGCUCUACGCUACUGCACCGCCCGGCAGCACAGGCGACGACUCCGGCCGCGUGACUCUCUCGACUGCACUGCGCGUGCAGAUCUCGGCACUGCGUCUACUGCGCGCCGACGCCGCACGCAGCGCUCUCGUCACUACGCCGAACAGCAACGCAGCAGCAGCCAGCGCCAACGCAUCCGCCGACGGCGCUCGUUUGCACGCGCUCUGGUUGGCGCAGCAUGAUGCAGUGCUAGGUCUGCACGUGGCCGAGACGCUCUGGGCACUCGGUGCCGCCUCUCCGUCUUCUGGCAUCGCGUCCGCUCUGCGCUCACUGUGGGGCGGCAAGGAGAAGGUCGACGUCAAGCAGAGUCUGGCAUGGCUAGAGGAGGCGGAGCGUAACGCCGAGAGCGUGGCGAGUGGGCUUGGCUCAACAGCGCCUGUGGAGAAGAAGAAGGGCAAGAAGCCUCAGCAGACGAAGACGGUGCUGGCGGAGAAGUGGCGGGGAGAGACGCAGCUGCAAGUUCCGGCGGCGAGGUUGUUGCGCGAUGCGAAGCGUGUCGUAGCUACGGUGGAGGAGCUCAAGUUGGCGCUGGCGCGAUGAGACGGUGGAGCGGAUGGGUGGAGAUGGGCUCUUGUGCGGGCGUAGCGAGCGGCAAUUGUACUUGUUUCCUGCCUGUCUGUGAGCGGACGUUUGGGCGAGGAAGGACGCGUGCUGAGCUGAAGCGAAGUCAGAGC